Molecule: messenger RNA, 1134 nt
Organism: Bufo gargarizans (Asiatic toad)
Lineage: Eukaryota; Metazoa; Chordata; Amphibia; Anura; Bufonidae
Product: phospholipase A2 inhibitor and Ly6/PLAUR domain-containing protein-like
Exons: 5
Coding region: 377-1030 (217 amino acids)
Source: RefSeq, a predicted model, not a curated record
UCAAAUAAAUUAAUAGAAAAAUAAAUAAAUUCUGAGCCUUAAGUACUGAACCAGAAUGUGUUCUUAAUCUAUUACAAAAAUAUAAUGUUGUUAAAUUUAUUUUUUGUGACUUUGAUAUUAUUUUCUUACAUAUCUUUGUAUUGAUUUAAAAUUUUUACAUGUAAAGGCCUCAGAAAUAACCAAAGAUUUUUUUUACCAGAAAGGAAAAACAUUCUCUUUUUAGACUACGUCAUGCUACCUGUACACUGUCUCUAACUGGUCAUUUGGUGCCCCCCUCCCCCCUCCAGACGAUGGCUAUCUCUAUCCUUCUCCAUAAAUAAGGGGUCAUUAUCUCCACCCAACUGUUGGAGUCUGCACUCACUGGAAUAGAGCUGACAUGGCCUCACCUUGGGUAUUCAUGUGCAUUCUCUCUGCUCUUGCUAAAACAGGCUUUUCUCUCGAGUGCAUAAAAUGUAUAGCCCUCGGUGACUCCUCCUGCACAGAGGGGCCAAUAGUAACCUGCCCACAGGGCCACACCUGUACAAGUAUGUACCAGGAAACCAUCAAGGAUGGGAAGACAAGUGAGUUCUUGUACAGAUCUUGUGGCCCGACAUCUCACUGUAAUAAGACGGGAAGUUUCACCAUUGAGAACCAAAGUGCCAGAUUGGGCAUUUCCUGCUGUUAUACUGACAACUGCUAUCCCCCGCUGCCUCAGUUGCAGUCUGCUAGCACCCGAAGAAAUGGCAAAGUGUGCCAGAUGUGUUCUGAUGGCAGUGAAGCAUGUUCGGGAACCGCGACCAUAGACUGUGUCGGAAAUGAAAAUAAAUGCAUUCUCCAGGUCACUAAAACAAUAGCAGGUACAGACAAAAAUGUGGAAUCCUACCGUGGAUGCGGCACAAAAAGCAUCUGUGAGAUUGGGAAUCAGAAUAUAAGUUUUGGAUUCCUGAACAUGGAGUCGACAUUUCCCUGCGGCGGUGGAGCUGUAACCAUGUACAGAGGGCUGGACUUCUCAAUGAUAUCAGCGAUUGUGCUCCUGAUACUCCUGAAGUAAACACAUUGUCAGUACAGAUUAUGAAUACGUUUUCAUCCUCUUCAAGAGUUAUAAACUUUUAGGUGACAACUCCUGUGAGAGAUGUAAGCUUGAGUAUAUCGGUU